Molecule: messenger RNA, 1332 nt
Organism: Calidris pugnax (ruff)
Lineage: Eukaryota; Metazoa; Chordata; Aves; Charadriiformes; Scolopacidae
Product: leucine-rich repeat extensin-like protein 3
Exons: 2
Coding region: 1-1332 (443 amino acids)
Source: RefSeq, a predicted model, not a curated record
AUGGCCAAGAACCCUGCCUGGUUGCUCCAUGGACCACCCACCAUCCCCACCACCUUCUACUCUCCUUAUCCAGAGGGGCUGCACCUCCAUGGACCACCCACCAUCCCCCCCCCCUUCCACUCUCCUUAUCCAGAGGGGCUGCACCUCCAUGGACCACCCACCAUCCCCCCCCCCUUCCACUCUCCUUAUCCAGAGGGGCUGCACCUCCAUGGACCACCCACCAUCCCCCCCCCCUUCCACUCUCCUUAUCCAGAGGGGCUGCACCUCCAUGGACCACCCACCAUCCCCCCCCCCUUCCACUCUCCUUAUCCAGAGGGGCUGCACCUCCAUGGACCACCCACCAUCCCCCCCCCCUUCCACUCUCCUUAUCCAGAGGGGCUGCACCUCCAUGGACCACCCACCAUCCCCCCCCCCUUCCACUCUCCUUAUCCAGAGGGGCUGCACCUCCAUGGACCACCCACCAUCCCCCCCCCCUUCCACUCUCCUUAUCCAGAGGGGCUGCACCUCCAUGGACCACCCACCAUCCCCCCCCCCUUCCACUCUCCUUAUCCAGAGGGGCUGCACCUCCAUGGACCACCCACCAUCCCCCCCCCCUUCCACUCUCCUUAUCCAGAGGGGCUGCACCUCCAUGGACCACCCACCAUCCCCCCCCCCUUCCACUCUCCUUAUCCAGAGGGGCUGCACCUCCAUGGACCACCCACCAUCCCCCCCCCCUUCCACUCUCCUUAUCCAGAGGGGCUGCACCUCCAUGGACCACCCACCAUCCCCCCCCCCUUCCACUCUCCUUAUCCAGAGGGGCUGCACCUCCAUGGACCACCCACCAUCCCCCCCCCCUUCCACUCUCCUUAUCCAGAGGGGCUGCACCUCCAUGGACCACCCACCAUCCCCCCCCCCUUCCACUCUCCUUAUCCAGAGGGGCUGCACCUCCAUGGACCACCCACCAUCCCCCCCCCCUUCCACUCUCCUUAUCCAGAGGGGCUGCACCUCCAUGGACCACCCACCAUCCCCCCCCCCUUCCACUCUCCUUAUCCAGAGGGGCUGCACCUCCAUGGACCACCCACCAUCCCCCCCACCUUCCACUCUUCUAAUUCAGACGGAAUUCACCUCCACGGACCAACCACCACCCCCACCACCUUCCACUCUUCUAAUUCAGAGGGGUUUCACCUCCAUGGACCACCCAUCAUCCCCACCACCUUCCACUCUCCUUAUCCAGAGGGGCUGCACCUCCAUGGACCACCCACCAUCUCCACCACCUCCUGCUCUGGAGGGGCUUCACCUCCACCCCCCCUCCCACGAGUGAACCAGAAACUCCAUUUCACCGAGCUGGUUUAA